AUGGUCGCAAACGCGAAGAAGCAGACGUCCCCGACAUUUGCUGCAAAAUUGGAAGUAAUCCAGUGCGUUGAGAAUGGCGAAAAGUCAAAUGUCGCCAAAGCUAUCGACCCACCAAGAAACAUUUUCAGGGCUCCACUGAAAAACAAGAGCGACAUAAAGGCCAAGGCAGGACUAAAUCAGCACUCAGGCACGCAACGUGUGCACAAAGCUGCUUUUGAAGACGUUGAAAAGUUGCUGCACAAAUGGUUCAUCGAUGCCAGGGCCCGGAAUAUUCCUUCAUUUGGACCGAUGCCGCUGCAGAAGGCCAAGAACUUUGCAUUCAUCCUCGGCGCCGAGAACUUCAAUGCCAGUAGCAGUUUGCUGCAACGUUUUAAGGCCCACUUUAACAUUGUCGGGAAGACAGCCUCAGGGGAAAGUGAGGACACCAAUGAAGGGGAGAUCAAGAAGUGGCUUGAACAUGAGUGGUCCCAGGUUCUUGCCAAGUAUGAGCCGAACCAGAUAUUUAAUGCAGACGAAACAGGCCUGUUCUGGAAGAUGCUUCCGCGACAGCGCUUGACGCCUGCGGGGACAAGUGCCACAUCGGCAAGCAAGGCAAGGCUCAUAUAA
This is a messenger RNA of Dermacentor albipictus, 606 nucleotides long. Its product is annotated as tigger transposable element-derived protein 6-like. The record is from RefSeq and is a predicted model, not a curated record. Gene Ontology annotation, cellular component: nucleus. NCBI's taxonomy places the organism in Eukaryota, Metazoa, Arthropoda, Arachnida, Ixodida, Ixodidae. Gene Ontology annotation, molecular function: DNA binding.